AAGAAAUUUUCCAUCUUCUCUCUUUCUUUCAAAAUCUUUUCUCCUCUUUCUGCAAAGUUUUUGGCUGGAAGACUUGUUGCCAUCAAGUCUGUUGUUAGAUGAUGAGAUUAAGCGAGGGUUUCUGAUGAUGCUGAUGUUCAUGGGUUUCAAAGUGGAAGAUGGAUUUGAUGGUUGAUUAUGGUGAUAUUGAAGAUAAAUUGGAGAAAUUAGGGUUUUGAUUAAUUGAAUAGAAGAUGGGUUUCAAGUGGAAGAUGGAUUUGAUAUUGAAGAUGAAUUGGAGAAAUUAGGGUUACGAUUAAUUGAAUUAGAAGAUGGGUUUUCAGUGGAGGAUAGAUUUGAUGGUUGAAUCUGGGUAUACUGAUGAUGAAUUUGGUUCGGGUUUUGAUUAAUUGGACAGAAGAUGUGUUUGAUUAAUUGAAUAGAAAGAAUUUGUUAGCUGACGAAGAUGGUUGAUUUGAUUCUCACUACGCAACUAACACACUCCUCAUUCAAUUUCCUCAGAUCCCUUCAGAAUUCCCCCAAGUUUCUCAAUUUCUCAGCAAUUUAAACAUCCAAUUUGAAAAAUGGAUAGAGAAUCCCCAUCAUCGUCAUCAGACGAAGAAGAAGAUAAACAAACCCUAAUUCAUUCAAACGAAAGAACCACCAAAAACAUAAAUACAAGAUCGACAUUCGAAAUUGAGGAUCUUCAGAGCAAGGUUUUUCACACUGCCAGUAGUUUCCGAUUGAAUAAGAGGUAUUUGUUAGCGAUCUGUCUUAUUCCUGUUGUUUUAAUUCUUUAUUUUUCAAUUGAUGUUGGAAAUUUGUUUCGUAAUGUUAGUAGUCGUAGUAGUAGUAAUGGUGGUGAUUUGUCGAAUCGAAUGAGAGAAGCUGAAUUACGAGCUUUGUAUUUGUUAAGAGAACAACAAUUAGGGCUUUUACAUUUGUGGAAUCAUACUACAUUGAUUCAUAAUGAUGGUAAUGAUAAUAACACGGUUGCGGCGAUGGGUAGAAAUGAACUUGAGGAGUUUACAUCUGAGAUUUUAAAGCAAAUUAGAGUAAACAAAGAGAUUCAACAAGCGUUGUUAUCGUCGCAUCGAGUUGGGAGUAAUGUGUCGGAGGAGGUUUUUGAUGGGAAUGUGGCGGCUUCGGGUGUUGGUAGGUGUAGGAAAGUGGAUUAUGCAUCGGAGAGACGGUCAAUUGAGUGGAAACCGAAACCGAAUAAGUAUUUGUUUGCGAUAUGUGUGUCGGGACAAAUGUCGAAUCAUUUGAUUUGUUUAGAGAAACAUAUGUUUUUCGCUGCUUUGUUAGACAGGGUACUAGUGAUUCCGAGUUCCAAAGUGGAUUAUCUGUAUAGCCGGGUGUUGGAUAUUGAGCAUAUUAAUAAGUGUUUUGGGAAGAAGGUUGUGAUUUCGUUUGAAGAGUUUGCAGAAACGAAGAAGAAUCAUUUGCAUAUAGAUAGGUUUAUUUGUUAUGUUUCGUUGCCUCAGCCUUGUUAUGUGGAUGAUGAGCAUGUUAAGAAGUUGAAAGGUUUGGGGUUGUCUAUGGGGAAGCUUGAAACUGCUUGGGUUGAUGAGGAUAUUAAGAAACCAAGUAAAAAGGUUGUUGGAGAUAUUACAGCAAAGUUCUCUUCUAAUGAUGAUGUGCUGGCAGUAGGAGACGUUUUUUAUGCUGAUGUGGAAGAAAAGUGGGUAAUGCAGCCUGGUGGUCCGCUUGCUCACAACUGCAAGACAUUGAUUGAACCAAGUGAGCUUAUUAUGCUUACAGCUCAGCGCUUUAUCCAGACUUUCUUGGGAAAGAACUUCAUUGCACUUCAUUUUCGUCGACAUGGAUUCCUGAAGUUCUGCAACGCUAAAACUCCGAGCUGCUUCUUCCCCAUUCCUCAAGCAGCGGAUUGUAUAACACGAGUGGCCGAGAGAGCUGGUGCACCAGUCAUUUAUCUUUCAACAGAUGCAGCAGCAAGUGAAACUGAUCUUCUUCAGUCAUUAAUUGUGGUAAAUGGGAAGGCUGUUCCACUUGUCAAGCGACCAGCUCGAAAUAUUGCUGAGAAAUGGGAUGCUUUACUAUACAGGCAUGGCAUAGAAGGAGAUAAUCAGGUUGAAGCUAUGCUGGAUAAGACAAUUUGUGCUAUGGCUUCUGCCUUCGUUGGGGCACCAGGGUCGACAUUCACCGAGGACAUAUUAAGGCUUCGGAAAGACUGGGGUUCAGCAUCAGUUUGUGAUGAAUAUCUUUGCCAAGGCGAGCUACCAAAUUUCAUUGCAGACAACAAAUAAGUAGGAAGUAAAAUAGUUUGCGAAUGAGUUUCAUUGUCAGAAGAUUGGUCUUUGUAUUCUUUAUGUUCCUCAUUCAGAAGGAGAAGGGAAGUCGGAAGUUCUGAAGAGUCACGGCUGAUGGGUUUUUUUCCUGCAGAUGAUAGUGCAAUGGAUGUACCAUUUUUUUAGUGUAUAUUUAUGGAACUACGCAGUGGCAAACCGGAUGUUGUUAUUAGGAGUCUCGUAAUUGACUACCGGUAUGGUGUGUAAUUGAAUCGUUUAAGGCAUAGAAUAAGGUAAAAAGGGAAACUGAUACAAGGCCGCUUGCACACCAGUAACUGUUAGCUUA
Messenger RNA from Papaver somniferum (opium poppy), 2577 nucleotides. RefSeq names its product O-fucosyltransferase 36-like. Gene Ontology annotation, molecular function: peptide-O-fucosyltransferase activity. The coding region runs from base 564 to 2249 and encodes 561 amino acids. The record is from RefSeq and is a predicted model, not a curated record. Gene Ontology annotation, biological process: protein O-linked glycosylation via fucose. NCBI's taxonomy places the organism in Eukaryota, Viridiplantae, Streptophyta, Magnoliopsida, Ranunculales, Papaveraceae. The transcript has 3 exons.